Suillus paluster is the source of this 1281-nucleotide messenger RNA. RefSeq lists its product as uncharacterized. The transcript has a single exon. Bases 1 to 1281 code for a protein of 426 amino acids. Lineage: Eukaryota; Fungi; Basidiomycota; Agaricomycetes; Boletales; Suillaceae. The record is from RefSeq and is a predicted model, not a curated record.
AUGUUCUGUAAAACUGCUCGCGAUGCGGGCUAUCGCUGGGCGUGGAGCGAUACCUGUUGCAUCGACCAGAACAACAAUGUUGAGAUCCAAAAAUCAUUCAACUCUAUGUUCAUCUGGUAUCACCACUCAGCACUCACCAUCGUCUACCUAUCAGAUGUACCGCCUUCGUCAAAGUCUGGCGCACCGGCGAAGAGCGCAUGGAACACUCGAAUUUGGACUGUCCCGGAAUCACUCGCUCCUAAAGUCAUUCUCUUCUAUCAACAGGAUUGGACUGUAUAUCUCAACGACCGCUCUUCCAACCACAAGGAGUCUGCCGCUAUCGUGCAAAAGUUACAGGAUUCGACAGGUAUAGAUGCACAGUCCCUCGUCGCUUUCCGUCUGGGGAUGAGAGAUGCCCGAGAGAAACUACAAUGGGCGUCAAAACGUGUCACUACAUUGCAAGAAGACAUUGCAUAUUCAUUGUUUGGCAUCUUCGACGUCCACCUCCUUGUAUUGUACGGCGAGAAUAAACAAAACGCACUCGGACGACUCUCGCAAGAAAUUAUAGCUCAUUCGGGUGAUAUUACCGCGCUGGAUUGGGUCGGAAAAUCAUCCGAGUUCAAUAGCUGUCUCCCAGCUGACAUUACCUCGUACAAACCUCCACCGUGCACGCUACCAUCUCUAUCCGAAGACGAAAUGCAGACGUGUGUGUCCACAUUGGGAAAUAUUGUGGACGUGGAGUUGGCGUCAAAACUGUAUAACCUUCUUGACAUCGGCACUCCUCGUUUUGCGAACCGCAGACUGCGACUGCCUUGCAACGCAUUUCGCGUCACAGAAGUCAGACGGAGACUCGGUCAAGACCAGGAGUCAUGUUUCACUUAUGAUGUCAAGGCAAAAGGUCUUCAAGACCUAUCAAUCACUACGGAAGACAAGCUAGUUCAGAUGUCGCCGAAACGGCCCACUCGGCAGUCAUUCUUGCUCAUCCGUCCGUGGAAUCGUCAUGACCUCGAGCUGCCUGAUUUUGCGGAUGAGAUGAUGGAUGAUGUGGAUGAUUGGUCGGAGCCUGGGUCUCCAUCAGACGAAUCGCACAGCGGGUAUCCUGGAGACAAUGAGCUGGUCGAUCACUCGCGAGCGCUGAGAUUGAUCGUUCGCCUUGGACGGCCUUUUAGCGCGCUUUUGCUAGCUCAGCAGCGUGUCGGGGAGUACAAGAGGGUCGCUUCGGAUAACAAUAUCAUCGCGCAAGUCAAGGACAUGGCUUCUGUUCGUGACAUGAUGGACGUCAGGACGCUAGAGAUAUUGUAG